UGACAAUUUGCAUUGAGUUUUCUGUAAUGUAGAUCUAGUUUUUUUGAUUAUAAAUACCCAUCAGCUUUGGAUCACAUAAAACACACAAGUCUGAGAAAGAAGAAGAAAGGAAACAUAGUAGUGUUUAUUCAUAAUGGAGUUUACUCCAACAAACUUCGCGUUUUGCCUGUUUGCCAGCAUAGUCGGAUUUUCGCUGAUGCAACUACAUGCAGAGAUGCCAUCAGCUGCAGCCUUCUCCUGCGGCCCUGGGGAAAUUCAAAGUGAGACUAAAUCGCCCACUCCUUAUACACUCUACUGCGUGGGGUGUCAAGACACGUGCGCAAACUAUUGUCAGCCGAAAGGCAGAAAAGUAACUAAGAUAGAAUGCAAUUUCUGGGGUGUGGAUCCUGCCGUAUGCAGGUGUUGUUGUGGGUUGCCAUUCUCAGGUCCACCAAUACUUCCCCCAUCCAUAGCUUUUUCGGAUUGUCCAACUAAUGAAAUAUUGAAGUAUUUUCAACCGCCAAAAGAUUCUGAGAUUGAUUGCAACCUUUGUGUAAAUGGUUGUAAAAAUGAAUGUGAUUCCAUAGGAGCUCAGGUGACCAAGGAAUUAUGUGUCUAUUCCAGUUCGAUUACCUCAAACGUAUUGUGCCCUUGUUGUUGUAACCGAAAUUCUCCACCUCCAUCCUCGCCACCUCCACCCCCACCUUCACCCCCACCUCCACCUUCACCUCCACCCCCACCUACACCUUCAAUAUCCCCUCCACCUCCGUCCGCAUCAACACCACCACCUCCAUCGUCUUCGCCUCCUUGGCCUCCCGAAGCAUGUUGUUCGAAAGAGAUUGAAGUCUCAACUCCAGGUCAAGAACCAUGUAGGUACGGACUAUUACCACGACGACCUCCACUGCCUUCCCUUCCAGGUUCAUUUUUAUUCGCAGCAAUAUAGCAACUAAUUAAUUAUUUGGUAGAGGUAUUGGAUUUAUCGUCUUGUGUUUAGAUAGCUGCUGGUGGAUUCAGUAACUAAGAAGACCAACGCUAGUUUGGUUUCUGAGUAACAUUAAUUUGUUCUAAUAAAAAUAAAAAUUACCAGCUCAUCUUUCCACGUAGUUUGUUUCGUGGUAAUAUGCAUUGUACUCAUGUAUUUGUAUUGAAAUCAAAUGUAUUGUUGGAAAGUAUGUACCUUUGGUGAGUUUCUUU
Messenger RNA from Papaver somniferum (opium poppy), 1173 nucleotides. RefSeq names its product splicing factor 1-like. The record is from RefSeq and is a predicted model, not a curated record. NCBI's taxonomy places the organism in Eukaryota, Viridiplantae, Streptophyta, Magnoliopsida, Ranunculales, Papaveraceae. Bases 134 to 922 code for a protein of 262 amino acids. The transcript has 2 exons.